ACAUAUAUAUAUACACACACAUAUACAUAUUUCGCGUGUAUACGUGCAUGGAUUCGUGACGUAUCGCCAAUAUUUUUAUUGCCUCGGGCGAUUGCCUUUUCCCUCUGCGCGACUCCGUCGUUUCGAGAUCCUCUCAUCGUCGAUUUCGGAAGAAAGGCCAUCCGCGGCGCGCGAAUCGGUAACCCGGAUCGCGUUCCUUCACCGGGCUACACCGUAUAGUGACGGUUUGAUCGCGCGCGGUUACUUACUCAAGUGACAUACUUUUGUUCGCGAGAGAAGAGAAACUCUCCCUCGUCCGGGAGCAGCUGGCCGGGAAAGGAAAACUGAGUGUGAUUUAUCUUCGAGGAGGAUAGUGUGAUUACUCUCGGAGGUGUUACGCGACAAUCUGCGAGCACAGUGGGAGUUUUACGAGUGUGACAUGCCAGAAGUGCAUCGACGUCGGGUGCAGUGACCAUAUUAUAGUAGUAGAUGUGAUAUCGAAGACUCGCGUCGUUUACACGUUGUACGCGGUUUAUAAUUAAUCAGCGCGAUCGCGAAGUCCACGGUGACUGAUCUACGACGAUCAUUAGAGACCAACCGGAGAAUCUCGAAUCGCUCCCGGUGCGAGGGACAUCAUGCGUCCCCGAUUGCAACCCUCGUUAGAGGGUUGAAUCGCCGAUUCCGGUGUCGCGCGAUCGGCCGACACGGGUCCGCGGGUGUUGUGCGCGACGAGCUCGUCGGCGAUCGUCCGCCCGAGAACAUCCCUGCCGUGACGCGAGGUGAUCUCGCCGAGGGUCAACCGUGUACCACAUUCCCGCGCUGCAAGAGGACUUGGAACCUCGCGAAGAUGCGGGACCGGCUCUCGUGGUACAUGGUCUUUCUGAUCCUGCCGACAAUCCUCUUGGCCAGGUCGCUCGAUAAGGAUCGACGCGUACCGUACAACAUACCGUCGGAUUGGAGAGCUCUCUGGUUCAGCAAUCUGGACGAGCUGCAGAGAGUGAACGAUGCGAACGACAACAACACCGUUUCCAACGUCACGGUGCAAUUGGGUGGCACCGCCUUUCUCCACUGCAAAGUUCGCAAUUUGGCGGAGAGGACCGUUUCCGAUGCCGAGACAUCGUGGAUCCGGCGACGUGAUUUUCACGUCUUAACAAGCUCCAUGUUUACAUACACGAACGACGAGCGAUUUCAAGUGCUGCAUCCCGAAGGCUCGGACGAUUGGACCCUUCAAAUAAAAUACGUCCAGGAGAGAGAUAACGGGACAUACGAGUGUCAGGUCUCGAGAAGUACAGGGAUACUGUCACAUUUUGUCAAUCUAAAUAUAGUGAUACCAGAGGCGUUUAUAUUAGGAAGCGAGGAGCAUCACGUCGAUGUAGGCUCUAUCAUAAAUCUCGUAUGCAUAAUAGAGAAGAGCCCGACGCCGCCGCAAUACGUGUUCUGGUAUCACAAUAACCGGAUGAUAAACUACGAUACCACGCGCGGCAGCGUGACCGUACAAACCGAUCCAGGACCAACUCAGAGCCGGCUGACGAUUCACCAGGCGGUGGAGUCCGACACGGGCAAUUACACGUGCAGCGCCUCCAACACCAAGCCGGCAUCGAUCUUCGUCUUCGUCACCGAAGGUGACAAGAUGGCAGCGAUACAGCGUCGCAAGACGUCGGCAGCGAAGAGGAAUCGUGCGGAGGUGCUGUUGCUGGCGUUACUCAUCGUAGCGGGCGUCGUUUUAGCGCGAUAAGCGUUUCACUUCGAGAAAUGUCCAUAACUAUUACACCAUUACUUCCGUUUGUGAUAGAUAGGAUAUUACUCCCGGGGACUUUACAGUCCACCCUCUUCCUUUUUCAUCCCCCUGGUUUUCCCAACUCUUCGCCCCAUCUCUCUCUCUCUCUCUCUCUCCUUUACUUUCCCCUAGUUCCCGCGUCUUCCAUUUUCCCACAUCUUCCUCUCUGCUCCUCUCCCGUCUUUCUUAACUCGUCCUCCUUCGUCCUUAUUUACUUUAGUCGAGGUUGCCGCCGGCUGGACUACUUAGAUAUGCGAGAUUUUCGUGAAAGAUUGCGCGAUUGCCUGCUCCAAGUCAUUACGCGCGACGCGCAUGCGACUCGAAUUAUGUAAAUACUCGCCAGGUCGAAUACGCCACGACGACGCGGAUUACGUUAGGCCAGGCCUGUCCAACUUCCGGGUAUGUGCUGCCGAUCGUUCGCCAGAUUCAGAUCGGUCGGAUGGAAAAUUCGUUAGGUCAGUGCAAACAGUACGGAUCGAUCGCGUUUGACAAGGUGAGAUCCAUAUAAUUCUCGAAAAUUCAGAUCAUUUUUUGAGAUACGCAGAAACGGAAAUACAUGCGUGCACGUGUGGGAAAAUGCAAGUGUAAAUAUCGUCUCGUUUAAAAAUAACAUCCCUACUUCAAACGAUUAUUAUUAGCGUUGUACAAUUAUUUAUGUCUUGAAAUUGCAUUAUUUCUAGAAUAAUCGAAUCGUAAAUAAUGCAUUAAUUCAGGAAAGAUAAAUUUUAGAAAUGUGCUAUUCAAAUGAUUAAGGUCCUCUUUGGAUAAAUUAUGAAUUGUAAAUUUGACUUUGUGUAAUAUAAUGUAAACGAUAUAAUUUUAAUUAUAAAAUAAUAUAAUAUACAAUUUGGGUCGAGAUAUAUUAUCGUAGGAUGAAUAGAUAACUUCUAUAAUUAAAUUCAAUAUGACUCGAUAUGUUAUAAAUAUUAAAUUCAUUAUU
This is a messenger RNA of Nylanderia fulva, 2696 nucleotides long. RefSeq names its product defective proboscis extension response 12 (gene dpr12). Lineage: Eukaryota; Metazoa; Arthropoda; Insecta; Hymenoptera; Formicidae. The record is from RefSeq and is a predicted model, not a curated record. Gene Ontology annotation, cellular component: neuron projection membrane. Gene Ontology annotation, biological process: synapse organization.